Messenger RNA from Penicillium canescens, 624 nucleotides. RefSeq lists its product as uncharacterized. The coding region runs from base 1 to 624 and encodes 207 amino acids. The record is from RefSeq and is a predicted model, not a curated record. Lineage: Eukaryota; Fungi; Ascomycota; Eurotiomycetes; Eurotiales; Aspergillaceae. The transcript has 3 exons.
AUGAAGAGGUCCUCCUAUCCAAGAUGGAAGCGAGCAAACAACCUUCUCGCCAGACAGCGUGCACUUGCUACUGCCGAGAUUCUCUGCAUCAUCUUUUCGUUCUUGUCGGUCAACAGCAGCUGGUACCCUGAGGCGAUGCGUCUUAUCUGGAUUGAACCCACUGCACACACGAGCCAUGGGCUGGCUCCAAUUUUUGAUUACGUCCCUGUACAUCGUCGCCAGGUGUAUGCCGAUAUGAUACUCACGGCAACCAUACAAACUGUUGUCCGUGUCAACAAGGUCAAGUCUUUUGACGGAGUCAAUUUACGCAAUCUCCAGUCUCUAACACUGUUGGUUCAUACGCCCGCGCAUAGUGCCAUUUUGAUCCCUCAACUCGUAUGUCCUGCUGUCAAACACUUGUUUAUUGGGUCCGUUGAAGGUUAUUACAAUCAAGACAAUGACAAGGCGGUAGCGAUGUGGAAAGGACUCUUCAAGAUGAUUGGAGAGCUUUUUCCCAACCUGCAACAUCUUCAGCUUCGAGACAAGGUGAUCAAAGACCUUAGAAUCCUUGUCAAACUCAAGCAAGACCUGGGAUUGAAAUCCUUAAAGCAGAGGGCAUGGGAGGCACCGACUGUUGAUGUUUGA